This is a messenger RNA of Diospyros lotus (date-plum), 2289 nucleotides long. RefSeq names its product protein DETOXIFICATION 33. Gene Ontology annotation, cellular component: membrane. Bases 454 to 1905 code for a protein of 483 amino acids. Lineage: Eukaryota; Viridiplantae; Streptophyta; Magnoliopsida; Ericales; Ebenaceae. The transcript has 9 exons. The record is from RefSeq and is a predicted model, not a curated record. Gene Ontology annotation, molecular function: xenobiotic transmembrane transporter activity; antiporter activity. Gene Ontology annotation, biological process: xenobiotic detoxification by transmembrane export across the plasma membrane.
CCAUUAUACGAGAUAUUGAUAAAGAUUGAACCUUUUGUUUCCAUCUAAAGAGAUUGAAUAGUGGCAGCUAGAAUAUAUACCAAUAUAAAGUAAAUCCCCCCCAAAACAGCUGAAAAAAAAAAAAAAAAACUAAAUUUUAAAAAGUUACAUUAGAGCCCAAUCUUUUCUUAACAUACGAGAGAAAAAACAAAAUUAACGGACAUUAUCCAUACAAAAUUGCGAGAACAACAUCAAUAUUUCCGAGCUGAGCCUCUUUGCUAACUACCUUUCAAACUCUCUUUACCUAAGACUUGUGGCCUAUGCCAUGACACCUACCUUCAAAGCAGCACCCGUCACAAGCCAACCGAAUUCCCUUCGUUCAAUUUCUAAUAUAUAUGUCCUACCCCAAUUCACUCACAUUGAUGGUAGGGUAACUAAGCCAAGAACAGCCAGUAGCUUCGAUCGGAAACCGCCAUGAACAGCGCCACCGCGGAGCCUCUACUGAACAACGAAAACCACCGCGUCGAAGAGAAUGUUAAGGCGGUGAGCGUGGUGAGGGAGUUCGGCGAGGAGUCGAAGAGGCUGUGGAGAAUCGCGGGGCCGGCGAUUAUGACCGCCAUAUUUCAGUACUCGCUCGGGGCGAUCACUCAGACUUUCGCCGGCCUGGUCAGCGAGAUCGACCUCGCCGCCGUCUCCAUCGAGAACUCUGUCAUCGCCGGCUUUUCCUACGGCGUCAUGCUGGGAAUGGGCAGCGCUUUGGAGACGCUAUGCGGGCAAGCAUUCGGUGCGGGACAGCUCAGAAUGCUUGGCGUGUACAUGCAGCGAUCGUGGGUCAUCCUGCUGACCACUGCGUGUAUUAUCGUUCCCGUCUACGUCUUCUCUACUCCUAUUCUUGAGCUCGUCGGCGAGACCACCGAGAUCUCUGAAGCCGCAGGAAAGUUCGCCUUGUGGAUGCUUCCGCAACUGUUCGCAUAUGCCAUGAACUUCCCGAUACAGAAAUUCCUGCAAGCGCAGAGGAAAGUUCUGGUAAUUACGUGGGUGUCGGGCAUAGUGCUGGUGCUCCACGUGUUCUUCAGCUGGCUGCUGAUUCUGAAGCUGGGAUGGGGCCUGACCGGCGCCGCCAUCGUCCUGAACGGCUCGUGGUGGCUCGUCAUAAUCGGCCAAUUGCUCUACAUCUUCAUCACCAAGUCCGACGGCGCUUGGACCGGAUUCACUUGGCUUGCUUUUGCCGACUUGUGGGGCUUUGUCAAGCUCUCUCUGGCUUCUGCCGUUAUGCUAUGCUUGGAGUUUUGGUACUUGAUGGUACUCAUCCUUAUAACAGGCCGCUUACCCAAUUCUCUAAUAGCAGUCGAUGCCGUCUCUGUCUGCCUGAACAUUCAAGGAUGGGAUGCUAUGAUUGCGAUAGGCUUUAACGCGGCCAUAAGCGUGAGAGUAUCAAAUGAACUUGGAGCCGGGAAACCAAGAGAAGCAAAGCUUGCAGUGAUGGUAGUGUCUGUAACGUCUAUAACAAUUGGAAUAGUCUGCAUGGCUGUUGUGCUUGCAACCAAAGACUACUGGCCUUAUCUCUUCACAAGCAGUGAUGCUGUUGCCGAAGAAACUACCAAAAUCGCCGUCCUCCUUGCAGUCACAGUCGCUUUAAACAGCCUUCAACCCGUCUUAUCUGGGGUUGCUGUGGGAGCUGGGUGGCAACAUAUAGUGGCAUACAUCAACAUUGGAUGCUAUUACAUUGUUGGAUUGCCUGCAGGCAUUCUAUUGGGAUUUACACUUGGGCUUGGAGUCAUGGGUCUUUGGGGAGGAAUGCUGGGAGGCAUUUGCUUGCAGACACUUAUUUUAAUAGUCAUCACUUCCAUCACAAACUGGAACAAGGAGGCUGCGGCAGCAGAAACUCGAGUCAAGGAAUGGGGAGGCGCAAUUGCAGAUCAAUAAUUUCGACGAAAAUUGAAGGUUUUAAUGGGCCGUGGAGAGCAAUUUUGCAGACAGGGAAGUUGAUCAUGGAUACAGCUUAUCGUGUGUUGUUCACGUAAUUCAUUCUUUCCUGAUCAUCUCUCCUGAUUGUUAAAAGUAACCUUAUGAUGGAGAUGCAACGACAAAUGGUUGGAUCUUCUCAUUGCUUGAGCUUCUUGUUUUCACCUUAUUUGAGCCUGGACACAUUAUGGUUCUCUUGUAUAUAGGGGCGGCAGUGAGUUCUUUUUUGGUGUUAAGGUUUUUUCUUAUCUCUGUAAUGCUCGACAUUUAAGCAAUUUUGUAACGAUAAUUGUUGACUGCCCCUCCUAUACAAGAAACAAAAAUAGACAAUUUUGUAGUUUGCUA